Molecule: messenger RNA, 2676 nt
Organism: Brassica rapa (field mustard)
Lineage: Eukaryota; Viridiplantae; Streptophyta; Magnoliopsida; Brassicales; Brassicaceae
Product: UDP-glycosyltransferase 71C3
Molecular function (GO): UDP-glucosyltransferase activity
Source: RefSeq, a predicted model, not a curated record
AUCUUAAGGUGAGUCUAGUUUUUUAAGAUAAGGUUUGAAACCAUCUGCUGAAAGGCUGAAACGGAUCCUAAAAAAAGCUUACACAAACUGCGAGAUCAAACAACCACGAUGAUCUGGACUGAUCUUCACACUCCUUUCGACCAAUUGAACCUGAACAGAACAGAUGGAACAGACUAGAACACAUACAUUAAUCGGAGGAUAAGGAAAACUUUCCUUGCUUGAAGUUUUGAAGAGAGAAUUUAGUUUUACACCUAACCACGCCAACAACCACCAAAUCCCAAAUAAUAUUAUAUGAAAUUUGGUGUUUUCUUGCCCUAUGUGCAGUAGUAAAACCUUUAAAUUUAAAAAUUGUAAAGAGGAUAUGUGUCAAAAUCACUUUGUAAAUAUGUCUAUAAGAUUAUAAAGAAGACAUAUGUCAAAUUCACUUUACAUAUAAUAUAUAUGAGAUUGUAAAAAAGAUAUGUGUCAAAAUUACUUUGCAGAUAAUAUCUAUGAAAUUAUAAAGAAGACAUGUGUCAAAAUUAUUUUUGCAAAUAAUGUCUAUAAGAUUGUAAAGAAUACAUGUGUCCAAAUCACUUUACAGAUAAUAACUAUGAGAAUGUAAAGAAAACAUGUGUCAAAAUUACUUUGUAGAUAAUAUCUAUAAAAUUGUUAAGAAGACAUGUGUCAAAAUCAUUUUGCAAAUAAUGUUUAUAAGAUUGUAAAGAGUACAUGUGUCAAAAUCACUUUACAGAUAAUAUCUAUGAGAUUGUAAAGAAGACAUGUGUCAAAAUUACUUUGUAUAUAAUAUCUAUGAGAUUGUAAAAAAGACAUGUGUCAAAAUCAUUUUGUAAAUAAUAUGACAUGUAUUAAAAUCACUUUGCAAGAAAAUAUCAAUGAGUAACCAUUAUUUUAGAACUAGAUAAACAUGACCGAUUUUCUUUAUUUUGGAAAAAUGUUUUUCAUAUUUAAAACAUUACUUAUUUAAUAUCUGAUUCUAAAUCAAUGCAGAAGCCAACAAGAAAACAGAAAAACAUCAAACACAGAGAGAGAAGAAAGAGAUGGUGAAGCAGGAAAUCAUUUUCGUUCCUUACCCAACCCCUGGUCAUCUUCUUGUCACUAUUGAGUUUGCUAAAUCUCUCAUCAAACGCGACCAUCGCAUUCACACCAUCACCAUCCUCCACUGGACGUUACCUUACACUCCCCAUGCUGACCUCUUUGCGAAAUCACUCAUCGCUUCGGAGCCACAGAUCCGUUUUCACGCCUUGCCUGAAGUCAAGAACCCUCCGCCAUUUGACCUCUUCUUGAAAGCCACCGAGGCUUACGUUCUAGAGUUCACCAAGGCGACAGUUCCUCUCGUCAGAGACGCUCUCGCCACUCUCGUCUCCUCUCGCGACGGAUCCGACCCGGUUCGGGUCGCCGGUUUGGUUCUUGAUUUCUUUAGCGUCCCGUUGAUCGAAGUGGGAAACGAGUUCAACCUUCCUUCUUACAUUUUCUUGACGUGUAACGCUGGUUUCCUUGGUAUGUUGAAGUAUCUCCCCGAGAGACAUCGCAGGAUGGGCACCAUGCUCGAUCUGAGCAGCACUGAAGAUCAUCACAUUCCAGGUUACGCUAGCUCAGUGCCGUCGAAGGUUUUGCCGGCGGGCCAGUUUGUGAGAGAGUCAUACGAGGCUUGGGUCGAGAUUGCCGAGAAAAUCCCUCAAGCCAAGGGUAUUCUGGUAAAUUCGUUCACGUGUCUCGAGCAGAAGGCAUUUGAUCACUUCGCUUGUUGUUGCACUGACAACUUUCCUCCGGUUUACCCGGUCGGACCGGUUCUUAGCUUGGAGGAUCGUCCGUCCCCGGAUCUUGACCCGUCCGAUCAGCGUCGGAUCAUGAGAUGGCUGGAGGACCAGCCGGAGUCGUCAGUGGUGUACCUCUGCUUCGGGAGCUACGGAGUCCUCGGGGCACCGCAGAUUGAGGAGAUAGCUCGAGCCUUGGAGGUCUCUGGCCACAGGUUUCUUUGGUCUAUCCGUACCGAGGAUGGUGGUCCGUGCGAUCUCUUGCCAGACGGGUUUACGGAUCGGACGGCCAGUAAGGGACUGGUGUGCGGGUGGGCCCCGCAGGUGGAGGUGCUGGCUCACAAGGCCGUCGGAGGGUUCGUGUCUCACUGCGGCUGGAACUCUGUGCUGGAGAGCUUGUGGUUCGGCGUGCCGAUCGCCACCUGGCCGUUGUACGCUGAGCAGCAGCUAAACGCUUUCACGAUGGUGACGGAGUUAGGUUUAGCCGUGGAGCUGCGUUUGGAUUACGUCUCGACCAAGAAAGAGAUAGUGAAGGCUGAGGAGAUUUCGGAAGCGAUACGGUCUCUGAUGGACGGUGAGAAUACGGUGAGGGGGAGAGUGAAGGAGACAGCUGAGGCGGCUAGGAAGGCUUUGAUGGACGGAGGAUCUUCUUUUGUCGGGGUUAAACGAUUCAUGGACGACUUGGUCGGCGAGGACUUUUAGUUCGGUUGUAGUUGGACUGCUGAUUCUGAAUAAAUUGUGUUUCAAAAAAUAAUUUCUCCUUAGCAUGUUAGUUUGUGAGAGACACUAAACAAACAAAACCUUCAGUUCUAUUCGAAACUUAUGAAUACAUAAGUGAGAAUUUCAAAACUGCCAUUUUAUGAUAGAGAAAUUAGGGCCAGUAACAAAAAAAAAAACCUUAAAUUAAGAAAAUGACCAU